Messenger RNA from Daucus carota subsp. sativus, 1081 nucleotides. RefSeq lists its product as uncharacterized. NCBI's taxonomy places the organism in Eukaryota, Viridiplantae, Streptophyta, Magnoliopsida, Apiales, Apiaceae. The record is from RefSeq and is a predicted model, not a curated record. The transcript is spliced from 2 exons. The coding region runs from base 95 to 703 and encodes 202 amino acids.
AGUUGCGGUGCUCUCCCUUUCUAUAAAAAACACCUCACUUUAAGGUUAAGCAUCUUCUGUAUCAAAUUUCAAAUCUUUGUUAGCAACUUCAACAAUGGCGUGCUUUCAAAGUUAUUUUUAUCUCUCUCUCAUUCUCCUCUCCCUUGUCUGCAUACAUCACACUGUCAACUGCGAUGAUAAUGAUGAGGAAGACAGUCUUCUUCGAGGCAUCAACAGCUAUAGGGCCACUUUAAAUUUGCCAAGUCUGACAGACAAUGACAAAGCCGAGUGCCUCGCAGAGGAAAUUGCCGAGCAGUUUAAGAAUCAACCAUGUACAAAUACCACUGGUGCAAACACAGUACCUGGAACUGAGCCUCAAUUUUCGGACUUCCCAAACCUUUUAAACAAAUGCAAAUUGAAUGUCACCACUACAAGGGAUGGUGCCAUAUUGCCUGCUUGUGUUCCUAAUCUAGCUCAGGAUAUAGUCCUAUCCAAUUACACACAUUCUCAGUAUUCUGGCUCUCUCAAUGAUACAAAAUACACUGGAAUUGGGAUCGGCUCGGAUGACAACUGGAUUGUUGUUAUUUUGACCACAGAUACUCCAACCGGGAAUUUUGCCACUGGUUCCUCCGUUCCAGAUGUCAACUUUGUAACAAAGAUGAGUCCAUUUCAACCCCUUUUAUUUGUGAUGAUGGGAAUUUUCUUCCUUGUUGGAGCAUAUUAAGCAAGUGAAUUUCACAUAUUCUAGUGGAGGGCCGGAUACUAACUGUUGCUGGAAUUUUAUUGUCUCCUAACUGAUACUUUCUCAGAGGUUGAAUAAUUCAGUUACUAGGACAGCCUGCUCUCACGAAGACAUGAACUUAAAGCUGUUUCUGUUUAUGUUGCCUCGUAAUGCUGUUGCAAUCAACCCGGAUUUUGCUGAGUUGUAUACAUAGUUGUUUUAAAUCUUUUUUAGUUUCUGUUUCUUGAAUAUGAUCUGCUGCUUUGAGGUAAGACCUGAUCAUACUUUCUUUGAGCAUAUAUGUGUGUGGUUCUUGUAAUGUUUCUCCUCUUAUUCCUCUCAUGUUUGUCUGAGUUCAAAAUUUUGUUGUUCCAUGUUCUA